Phyllotreta striolata is the source of this 310-nucleotide messenger RNA. Lineage: Eukaryota; Metazoa; Arthropoda; Insecta; Coleoptera; Chrysomelidae. The record is from the annotation of a GenBank genome assembly.
GCAUUUGUUACGCGCCCGGCCGUUAUCUUAUCGUUAUCCGGUCGUUCGGCGGCGGUACCGCCCGAUUUUCCUCGCCCGGUGCCCGACGAUUCGCGGGAAAGUGUCCGCUCGCCCGGUAAGGAGGCCCCCCGACAGGUGCCGCUCUUCCUUCGGUCGCUCCGCAGGUGCCGUGGAUGCUCCGAAUAUCGGAGAGUUUGUCGAAGCCAGAACCUCUUGCAAACAACGCGCUUAAGAUAAACAGUUUUAUACACAAUUUCCCGGCCGUUUUUUUUCCGUUUUCCAUUAACGAAGCUUCCUUGAGAACCGCCAU